AUGUGGGGAAAAUUGCUUUACAAGACUUACGGUUUGAAUACCGCCCUGCGUUUGCUGCACUUGGUAAGGCUACGCAAAAUCAACUGGCGCAAAUUGUAUCGGAUGGAGAUGACAACCGACCAGUACCUGGACGAGAGACCUGGAAACUUCCUUCAGGGUAUUACAAAUACCAUCCUGAGCAAACGUGUCCUCUUCUACUAUCCCCUUCCUUGUGAAUGGAAUGUUCAAGCCCAGAAGAGCGAGGGUCUGAAAUCGUGUCCGGUGUAUUGGAUAGAACGGACCGCGUCCCUUAACAACUGCAAUUCAAAUGCCACUAAGAAGCGAAACAGAAAGGACCUCAAGCUGGCUCUAGUGCUGCAAUACCGCAGGCAGAAGAAAACCAAUUUUACCAUCAUAGAUGCGCUAGAUGAUGCUGAUGACGAGCAAGCAUCAGUUGAAAGAAAAGAUAGACAGAUGAAGAAGAAUCAUAACGGACAAGUUACUCACAAAUCCAAAGGCCCGCUGGCAGCCAUAACUCGUUCGAAACGGUUAAACUCGUCAACCUGUAUCCGUGAAAUAAAACAUGGUAUCGAUCUCUUUGUCGUACCGUAA
Dicrocoelium dendriticum is the source of this 591-nucleotide messenger RNA. Lineage: Eukaryota; Metazoa; Platyhelminthes; Trematoda; Plagiorchiida; Dicrocoeliidae. The record is from the annotation of a GenBank genome assembly.